This is a messenger RNA of Phytophthora infestans T30-4, 10773 nucleotides long. RefSeq lists its product as uncharacterized. Bases 1 to 10773 code for a protein of 3590 amino acids. The transcript has 14 exons. Lineage: Eukaryota; Oomycota; Peronosporomycetes; Peronosporales; Peronosporaceae. The record is from RefSeq and is a predicted model, not a curated record.
AUGCUGAGCAAGGCGGAGCAGAGCCGCGUUGAGUAUCGUGGCGGCAAGGGUGAGCUGUUGGGCCUGGGCGAGAUCUACCUGAACGACCUGUCGGAUAUCUUCGUAUUCGAAGUGGCAAAUCAGAAGGCACGCAAGCUCAAGCUAAAGCUACGCGCGGAGCUGCGCAAGCCUUUCCAGAACACUCAGUGGGGCUUCCAGCUCGAGAACGAAAAUGUUAGCAUCAUGCAGCGCGAGCUUCAGCAGGAGAGGGACCGUGCCGUGGCCUCGGAUGAAUUUAACCACGUACCAUUUUCCGUGCUACGCUCGUCGUCCAAGGCUGCUCUGUGUGCCGAGAACGUUUACCUGUGUGAAGGCUACAACGAGCUCUUCAACCAUAUCGGGACACUGGACGAGAUCGUGCUGGGGCCCAGGGAGACUAGGAGGAUCAUGUUUUCCAUAUGUACUAACCUUACACCGCAGCACAAUGCGUCGGGGAGCUCCACGUACGUGGCGGCGGGGGAUUCGUCGGAGGAAGAGCGUGCUCAUCUUAGUGAAACAUCGUGCUUCGUGCUGUCAGGGCGACUGAUACUGCAGCCAUCAUUCGUUGACGGCAGUGUUACUAGUAGAUUGCCGAUUCCGGAGAUGCUGGUGCCACUGCAAGCUCAAGUGUGCCGCUCGCUGCUACGACUAGAUGUCAAGGAAUUGCAUUUCGAUGAUUGUGUGCCUGGCGGCUCGUUCGUCAAGGACUUUACGGUCUGGAACCGCUCGGAGAUCCCGUUACUGCUCAAGCUUGUGUCGCCAAUGACGCCGUGGAGUGAGAAUAACGAACUGCUAGUGUGUACGGACUACAACUCUGGAUACGUUAUUGGCGACAAAACGCUUCAAGCUGCUGCUUAUGGACAUGUGCGGAUUCGCGUCACGUAUCGCCCGACGGAUGUAAGUAUCGGAGAGCGCUUUUUCGAGAUUCAGGCACAAAACCUACAUGACUCCAGAAACAUGAAGGUUCUCAAGAUUCAUGCAGUUACGAACCAAGAGCAUCACAGGGAGGGUCUGUCGAUCAAGGAGCCCGAUGGUUCUUACCUUAGGAGUGGAAGUCGGCUUGAUUUUGGGGAUUGCUACACGGGAAUCGCAAGUUCAAAAGUGAUUUUGAUGCGAAAUAUGACAGAGGUGGCCUUACAUGUGGAGCUGACUAGCGACCGACCCAAGGAAGUCACGUUCGAACUCAAGCUGCAGCAGAAUCGAUCACGUGUUCCGAGAGCCCCACGUAGUGAAGAGCUUCUUUCUCCCACUAAUUCCAACGAUGGAUCGAGCUUAAAGGGAUCGAUGUCUCCUGACAGAGCGAAGACCUCGAUGUCCUUUUCAAACAUGGAUGCGUACGCACUUGACAGUGACGAGGAGGCCGAUGACAACGAGGGAGACUUCUACGAGGAGGAAUUUCAACAGACUAAACGAAACUCUUUCGAGGAGAACCCGAUGGGAGAUGGUGAGGAUUUAGAUGACGACUUUGAGUUUGAUCGAGAGCCCCGGGCACUGCCUGAAAGUCCUCUGGGAAGUCCAAAAUUGCGAGGACCAAGAGGGACUGGAGAUUUGCGAAAGAAAACUUAUCGGACGAAAGGGAAAAAGUCGUCUAAGGUUUCGUCUCGAGUGAGAGGCCUCGCUUACGAUAGUGGUGUGGACAGCCCGCGCUCUUCCCCUGAACGAAGUCUUCGUGUCGACACACGAAAGCGUCAGACAGCCCCUGUUGACGACAGCUCGGUGUCUAAUUUCCUCGUUGAAACCAUCGAUUUGCCACCUGGUGUCGAGCGAACCAUUUUAAUAUGGUACGCGCCGGUAUCCAGUAGCAACUUAGAAGGAUUGUACGGCGAAAACGCAGAUGCAGUCGAUCUCAAGGCUGCUCGUUUGACGAAGCAGACGUUUCGCAUAUCGUUCCGGUGCCUUUUAAUGCAUGGCGCGCGGCAACAAGCUCAGUCACGAGUGUAUGACCGCACGCUGGGCAAAUCUAUUCACGUUCGCGCCCGUACGUGCACCUCCAUGGUGACGGUAUCACCGUCAGUGUUGCACUUGGGAGAUUGCAACAUCGGAGAGCUGAAGAGCAGUUCAUGUAUGCUGACAAAUCAUUCUGAAUUACCGACGGUCGUAAAGCCGUUAGUCACAUCCAAAGUGAUUUCAACGGUGCCCAAUGACGACAUGAUGCUUGGUCCAAAGCAGUCCACCGAGCUCAAGAUCGAAAUUAUUCCGCGCAAGACGAAUCCCAACUACUCGCGACUCAUCUCCAUUAUCAACAUGAAGAACAAGAGCAACAUUCCGCAGAUUUGUGUCCGUUCGAGCAAUAUGGACGCACAUCACGUGAUCUACCAUUCGUUGUUUUACAAGCUGCUGACCCAGUCGAGAUCCGCCUUUCUGAAUUUUGAGCACGUGGCAAUCAAUUCGGUUGGAAUCCAGGUGUUCGAUUUGGAGAAUAUCACGAAUGCCCCGCUUCACUUGAACAUACAAAGCUCUGCACCGGCAAAAGUACGGCUGUAUUGCAUUAAACAUCCAUUCGGCGACGGUAGUGCUGGCAGUGGCACUCCAAGUAAUGCUUCGACGCAAAUAAGCCAGCCACCUACUGGGAGGCCUCUCCGCAGACGCAGAUCGUUUGGCAGUGUGUCGGAGCUAAUGGACGGGAAAACGGUCGUGAAAAGAGGCAAGUCGACAGCGCUUCGAGAGCUUUUGACGAAAAAACUGACGGCGAUUUCAACUGCCCAUCUAUCAACAGCUUCACCUGGUGCAAGUAGCAUAUCCAGGUCGGUUUCGUCUCUGCUGGAGCUUUUUGCGAAAUCUCGUUCCGAAUGCGAUGCACAUUGCCACAGCUCUCUUCCUUCAAAGGAAAAAGAGGAAGAAAUUGUAGCGAUGGUUCGUGAACGCACGAAGCGCCUACAAACUCUAUUCGCCGAGAAAAAGCUAGCUUUGCUGAGCUCCAACAAAGAACGCAACGUGCGCAUCCCUGCAAAAUCACGUCAACGUAUCGUCGCCGUUUUUAGUCCUGUUGCUUCAGAGACAGCAGCCCCCAAGGAUGUUGCGAAAUCACGAGUGGAAAAGCAUAAAAUCAUGCUUACUCUUCCACCUGGUGGAAACAAGAAAGCCGUCACAGAUGGAGGGAAGUUUGACCAGAGCAAACCCGUAUGGGCUACGUCAAAGCAUCCUUUUGAUACUCGCUCUUCUGUGAGGGAACUACUGCUUAAGAGUCGAGUAUGUCGUUCCAUCAUGAAUGUGAACCAGAAGAACAUCAAUUUCGGCCGCAUCACUACGUCUUCGAAGAGUUCGAAGCGACUAGUUGUCCAAAACAUGUCUGCUACCCCGCUUGUGUACAGCGUUGAGAAAACGGGCUCAAUCUCUUCGGGCUUCUUACAGAUCAAGGAAGGAGAAGUUGGCGUGGUGAAGGCAUUCGGCACGAAAGAAAUCUGCUUUCAAUUCCAACCAACCCUGGCUGGUCCCUUUGAAGAAAAGCUGAAGAUUAUCAACGUUCAAGAUCCAGAAAACUCGGUUUCGGUCACAAUCAAGGCGAAGGUAGUCAAGCGAGAAACGUUCAAGCUUCUACAAUCAGGCCAAACGAUCUCGUUUGGAAAGUGCCUUGUAGGGGAGAAGACAGAUGAGGUGAAGAUCGCUGUCCGAAACACUAGCCGCAAGAAGCGCGAAUACGUGAUCCAGUUGGAUCCAAGUUUCACGGUUCCUACGUUGCGACCAACGUUUUAUUUUUCAGUCGAUGAAACCCCAGCUACGGUUAUUACUCAAGCGCAGGAGAAAAAGUUGGACGAGGAGCUGGAGAAGUUGGAGCACAAGUUGCGAAUUGCGAUUACGAAAAAGAAGACGGACAAGAUUGUCAAACUGAACGCGAAGAUUUCUCAGGUCAAGGCGUUGUUAUCUGGCGAACAGCUUCCGAAAGAGCCCGGGACGCCUGCAGAUAGCGACGCUGAAUUGACAGGCAGGUCUGGAGGAAGCAGUGAGGUGGGGGAGUUUGAUCCGUAUGAUAGUGCCAACAGCGAUUCAGAGAUGUCUGAGUCAGAAUCCAGCUCGCAUUCACGACGGCGACGGUCAAGACAUUCCGACAAACCGGUCAUCGAUAUGAAAACCGGACUAGUGUCGUCCAGUACGAAUACUUUGCACUUUUCGCUUGGAGCUGAGGCAACUGGGCGAGUUGUGGCCUAUGCGAUUUUUAGCCCCCUGAGGUCCGGUGAUCUCUCACCACGGGGGGAGGACGGGGACAAGAGCGGAGCUCGCCAAAGCCAGAAAAUGAAAAAGCGACUCCUUCGUCGGGAUGCUACUCCUAUAGUAGGGGUUGGAAAAUUUCUCCUCUUUGAGCAGCAGAACAAGGACGUGGUCAAGGAGCUUCAGUACAAUGCAGAAAUCUUCUCACGGACGCCUGCUGGAGAGAACGCAUUUUGCCGCGCCGUCGGUCGAAAGCCUCCGUCUGUGCUUCCCCCGCACCCAAACACCAGCCAUCGUCGCAGUUUAACUAUCAACAUCCCUGAUUCUGGCAAGACAGCACGAAAGCUGAACUUGGAUAUUGCCCCUGAUCAGCUGGGUGUAUCCCCAACGAGCUCAAACCUGCUGGUGUCUGCGGAAGAAUCACCAGCAGAUACCCGUGGCUGGACAGUAACACUAUCGCUUGGAUCCCCUUCGUAUAAGGGCUCAGGGAUUGUGGAGGUGGUGUGGAAUGCAGCGGGAACGUUUAGAAAUGUGCUGGCUUUGACGUGCGAGGUUGUUCCUCAUGAUUUUCUGAUACCUGGUGAGAUGAUGACUGAGUCUGGACCCACAGAGAGUGCUGACUUGCGAACUAUGCUUCCUCUAAAGUUGAGUAUCCCCCCUGAUCGGACGGUAAAUUUGAACUUUAAGUGGUGUUUCACUAGUGAUGCGGGCUUUGCAUUGUCGACCUCUCUGGCGUCUUGUGUAAGCCGAUCGAUUUUGGAGAGCGUAUCUGAAGCGGCGGAACUACAUGCCGGUCAGAUCGAUUUUUUCUACCACCCAAGCAACUCGCCGCCGGGUGAGAAUAUCGAUGUGACGACGCGGACUCCGACCUCGUCCGUGGGUGUUGCAAUAGCUAAGGCUGUCCAGCGGUCACUGUGUUUCGAGAAGGACACGCUUGAUUUGGGUGAACAUCAGCAAGGUGAUGACGUGAGGGGUGAGGUUGUUAUUCACAAUAGAUCGCAUCAAGCUCUCCAGUUUCUUUUGCUAGCUGGGUCUCGUGAUCAAGGUAGUGCGAGCUCAUCGUCCGUGGUUUCUCCUUUGCUUGUUGGAGGCGAUAUGACGUUCGAAAACGCUACUGGGACCGUGGAAGCGGGGUCUUCUGUGAGAGCUACAUUUGUGUACAAAGGCAGUGUACCUGGACAACACACCGAGCAAAUUGUCUUGCGCAAUCUCAGUGGGGAUCGCCUCGACACGUCUGUGUUGGUAUUGUCGGUUCGCAUUACUCGGCCAGUGUAUGUUCGGGUUCCUGAAUUGGACCUUCAAUCGACGGGCCAGUUGGAAGUUCUCAAUCUUGGUCCUUGCUACGUUACGCCAGAAAUGCAAGACACAGCGGUGGACAGCCCCAAUGUCUCGCUUAGGUUCAGUAAAGUGCACAAGCUGACAUUACAGAGUCAAGUGGACGACUCUUUGGUUAUUUGCGCAUCGUCGAACCUGAAGACUCAGUGCUAUGUCUACGAAGACGCUCGCCUGCAUCGUGAAGCGACACAUGUUACGAUGAAAGGGAAGCAAUCCAUUGAUCUUUACGUGGCAAUACGCCCACGGUUGUCAUCGGAUGCAAUCAAGACAGGGUCGACACGUGAUCUCGUUGGUGGCAUUCGCGUUCAGCUGUUCGGGCUACAGACGACCCAGUCAUCAGAAGAGGAGAAGAGUGAGAUGUUGGCCGAGUUUACUGUCAAGUUUGUUGGAGUGGCCGGUGCCAGUAUUGCUCGAGUGACGCCGUCCUUGAUCGACUUUGGUGUGGAAUACAACAGCGAACGGACGCAAACAUGCCAAACGCACGAAGGGUACUUUGAAUUGAUUAACAUGAGCAAGGCGUUGCCGCUGGGAUACCGCCUCUUUGUGACAAGUGCUACGGAGGGCUACUCAGAUGACGAUGAUGCACUACACAUUUCACUGAAGCACGAAAAGGGUGAAAUUCCUGCCGGUGAGACUGGAGUUAUCGAGUUUCGUAUAGUGGCGUACACGAACGGGCUAUUUCGACGUCGUAUCAUGGUGGAAAAUAUCCACUACCCGGGAAAAGUUAGCUUCGUUGAUGUCGUGCUUUUUGUGGAUAAUGGUGCAUUGAAGUGCGAAAUUCCAGGUGCAAAUGCGGGAACUGAUAUAUCUACGUACGGCGGAACUCAAAAAUCGCAUUCACUGCAAACUCUUGACUUUGGUUUGAUUAACGUGAUUAAGCUUGAGGACGAGUUGGCGGACAGCCCGUCUUCUUCUGGAGGCGAAGGCGAGCCCACAACUCGUAAAUAUCGGAUAUAUGGAGACCACGGAAAUGGAUCUUUUUUUGAAGAGGAGCAUGGCCCGACAGUGAACACGGCGUCACAAUCAGACAAGCAACGUACUGGAAAGACCCUCGUGCUUACGAACACGACAGAUCGAGCCAUGGUGGUGCGCCCCUUGAGUACGCUUCCGUUGACUCAUCAACCGUCCAUUUUCUACGGCGAGUCAUUUUCACUGGAGGCCAAGAGUUCGUGCUCGCUAUCGUUCCGCUUUGCGGCCAUUGCUACGACUGUCCCAUUACCUAUUGAUACAAUCGAGAGUGGUAAGCUGUGCCCACUGCGGGGAAUGAUUGGAAUCCAGAGUUUUGACAGUGAAGAUGGAACGGAUGCCGAAGAAGCAUGCACGCUGAAAGUUGUAAACGUUUCGGGAUCUUACGGUGAACCGCGGUUUCAGAUCGCUGAAAAGUGCUUCUCCUUGGGAAAAAUUGGCUAUGGAAUCGGCUGGAAAUCAUCAACGUUUCAGAUUUGUGUGAGAAACGUAUCCGACGUGGCAGUAUCCUUUGCCAUCGCCAAUCUACCAGCUUGCAUCAAUGUGCUCAAUGUUUGCGACGGUAGCCGUAUACAGUUUUUCGCCGACAGCAUUUCUGGAUCGGGGCUUCAAGUUCCUUCACUUCGAAUGCUGGCGCUAAAUGUAGAAAAGAUCCUGAAGAGCAGCGAGGCUCUACAAGGGAGCGCGUGGAAAAUUCAGCCUAGGACAUCGUGUGUGCUCGAGAUGGAGCUCGUCCGGACGGCAGAGUUUUUGGCAGCAGGCUCGCACGAGUUUCCUCUGCGCUUUCUUAACCUGAGCAAUCCUCACAACCAUGACGAUGUGCUAGUUCGAACGCAGAUUAUUUCAAGUUACGCCGAACUGGCAGUAGACCCUGAAAGCUCAGAUCAUGGAGUGGAAGCGUCAGAGCUUAAGGACCAACACAUAGCUUUCCUCCCUCCGGUCACAGUGCCGACCGCACAGGAAGCGCCUCCGCACCGUGCAAGUUUCUGGUUUUCGCUUCGAAAUGUGUACGAUGAAGAGUUGAACGUGAAGCUCUCCUCACAGACGCACAAUCCUUAUGAGCGAACGUUUGAGCUGUUGUUCAUGUUGCGUUCUGCUAAUACGCCAUUGAGUUCGCUUGUCAUCGCACCUGGCGAGUCGGUAGAUAUUCGUGUCGUGUGUCACGUUCUUCCGUCUGCUCGCCUCCCGGCUGACACAUGGUCGACUGGGAGCAAUGGAGCUACAUCCGAAAUUCUGGACUUGGGGCUUGUUUGGCUUGACAUCAGUAUCGAGAAAAUGGAGGACGCUGCACAACGUGAAGAAAUUCACGUAAAGGGAAAGCUGUUACCAGGCAAAACAUUCGUGUUGUCAGCCUCCAGCCUUCACUUUUUUGCCACAGCGACAGAAAUCCCCGCAGAUAUUCCAGUGGAUCAACUACCGCCGUCAUUGAAAUCGAAAACUGGGGCCAGCAGAGAUUCAGCUCAAAACACGCUACCUGGAGCGUUGCAACAGACCACUGCCUCCGUUGUGCAUCAGCUGCGAAACGCAUCAGAAUAUUUCUGGGUGAGGAAUCCGUCAACCGAGGAAGUGUUAAAUUUCGUCAUCAGCCCAAUCUCGAUGUACCAGCCCGGGUUGUGUCUCGUUGAAGGCUCGACGGAGUCGGAUAUGCGCGCUAUGAGUGAAUGGAUCCAAGCUAUAGCAGUUCCUUCGUCGGGUACAAUUGCUCCUGGUGAGUCGGUGAAGGUCACUGUGCAUCUUGAGGAAACGUCAGCUCCAUCUUCAAACUCGACUUCGUUCCUUGAAGCUAGUGAUACCAGACCAGCGGGGAAAUUGGCAGCACUGCACAAGAUGCGCCACCACCCAAGCUGGCGAAGCAAUUCGUGGGAUGCCGAUGGACAAGAAACAACCGCAGAAGAGAGUGGGCAGAACCGCAUGUUCUUAACUGUGCGGGAUGCAGACUCCAGCCUGGACUCCGGCGUGUCAACCGAGGUUGAUGUUCUCUUAGUUUUGCAGCAGCAAAGCUCGACAGGUGAAGCUGCCAAACAAGGAGGUGUGGUUCUGGACAAAACGUUAAUUACUGCAGCCUUUGAGGCCCGCAACAAGCGACUUGCGCAGUCCAGGAAGCUGUACCCUGGGCCCACACUUGAAACCCACUUGGAGGACGAGUUGUUCGAGCAGACGGAAUCAUCUGGGCUGGACAACUUCGAAGAAUUUGACAUCUCCUCGAUCCGUUCAGGCUCUGUGGGACGCAAAAACCAUCUACCGGUCUUGGCAAUUCGUGGCUGUACGCCAGCAGAGUAUUCAUCGCUGGAAAACACGCGUUAUUUGAUCGAUGUGGGGCAGCAUACUGUUCGUAAUGGUGGAGAAGUGGAAUGGGAGAUUACGAUUGAAAGCUUAUACAGUGCCGCUAGUGCGGCAGAUCCAGGACUCGAUUCCGUCGAGUACCGUCUAAUGCUUGUCGACAAGAAUGCCCAGUCGUGGCUGCAACUAAGCCGUGAACGAGGCACACUGGAUCGAGCGCACAGCUACCAGAGUGUGGUGCUUUACUUUCUUCGGGGAGUCGUGGGAGUUUACUCGACCUUCAUGGUGCUGCAGAAUUUGGCUAACCCGUCCGACCUGAAGGUGAUACAUGUACGAUUGGAAGUCAUCGCGGACUUGAACUCGUUACGUGGAAUGUCAUCCGGGCUAGAUCCAGCGACGAAUUUGUUCCGCGUGCUUGUGUCGAAUCACGGCAGCCCCAAGCGUUCACGCCGCUCCAGUGUCGAGAUGCCUCCAGAAAUCCCUGCCGGUGGUGCUCAGCGAUUGAUGAUUGAUUUCAGCGAGGUGUACUACUACAAGCUGUACCAAAACCACUCGAUUGUGAUCGAGAACUCGUCUGGUUUGAGCCUCGACUUCAUUCUGUCGACGAAUGCAAGGCCACAAGAAGUCAGCUUUUCAAUCUCGCCGAUGUCUUUUAACGAGGUCACCACAGUCACAUUGGGAGCUCAUGCGAGCAUGCAAGUGUUCUUACAUUUCCGACCCCAGCCAAAGCAAAUGCUUCUUUCCUCUGCGUCUGCUGAGGUGAUGUCGGACGUCGAAGUGAAUGAACCCUGGGUGCGUGAAAUCGAAGUCUAUGUGAGCUGCCGACUGGUGAAAGACUUCAGGGAAACAGUCAUUAUCCGGGCUAUCUGCAGCCAGCCUCAGCUGAUGGUCAAUGUCGCUAAUGGAGAAACCAACGAGUCGCCUUUGCAGAGGGAAGCGUAUUUCUCAGCCCAGCCAACGUUCCUUGGCUUGGUGUUUCCUAUGCUGGAAUCAACACUCUCAAGCCCGGAGUUGUCGACAAUAGCUGCCGAUGAAACCCAGAAGUACUUGGUUGUACGCAACACGAAGAGUGAUUCGUAUGCGAGGCUUGCACUGAGGAAUGAUAGUAUGUUUUUCGGUCUGGCGCUGGAUGACAACAUGACUCAGCCAGGUGCUGCAACUGUUGACUUGCUUGACCAUGGGGUGUGCGCUGGUCGAAGAUCAACGCUACUAGUGACCAUCCAGCCCCAGAGUGUUGCAGUAUUCCGAGUGAAACCCGAUGUCGCGGCGCUGUGGAAACAUCAUCAGCUUUGGGAUCACAGCGUGAAGGAGCACGUCACACUGUACAAUAUCAAGCAGUUCGCAGAGCACUAUCAAGUGACGUUGUGCUUCACAUGCAGUAACGUCGCGAGCUUCUACAUCCCACCAAAUAUUAGUGAGAGCUACCCCAUCUCGGCACUCGAGGAUAUCGUUGCAAAGUUCCUUCAGAACUACGAGUACACGUGGAAGUGGUUGAUAUCGUACCACGAGAAGGCCUUGGUGUUAGCAAAGCACUCGGUCGGCCAGUCAUCCCCUGCUUCAAAGCUGGCGAAAAUUUUGAAUGACCUCGAGAAUGCGUUGGAUUUGGUGUCGCCUCUGAGCCCUCGGAAUCUCACUCACGCAGCCAUACAAACCUUCGACGAAGAGGAGAGUGUUCAAACAACAUCCAGUAGGGACGACCUUUACCAACUGGUGCAGUCAUAUCGAGCACUGUACUUCGACUUUUACUACAUCACCGAUGAACUGGUAUGGUACGGCGUGCGCGGAAAUGCAGUACGGCAUAGUCUGGCACUAGCCGACUUGGCCUAUGGCGUUGUGUUUAACCACGAAGUCUUCCGAUCAUUCGUGCGCGAUGCGAGGAGCGAUAGUGAGGCUGUGGCUUUCCCACGGUUGCUGCUUCCGUGGACCCGACAGCUUGGACACUUCUUGAGUUUCUUUCCCGAGAAUCAAGAGGCAACACAGCCACUUCGACAGGUCUAUGACCAGCUCCGGAAAUUUGAGGCAAACUAG